This is a messenger RNA of Myzus persicae (green peach aphid), 731 nucleotides long. RefSeq names its product gonadal protein gdl (gene gdl). The record is from RefSeq and is a predicted model, not a curated record. Bases 59 to 574 code for a protein of 171 amino acids. The transcript has 4 exons. NCBI's taxonomy places the organism in Eukaryota, Metazoa, Arthropoda, Insecta, Hemiptera, Aphididae.
UUCGAAUUGGAGCUUUUUUUUUCCAACCGUUUUGAAUGAAACUCGGCCUGUGUUCACCAUGACAACUUCGGAUAACCAGAAUGAGACUCAGUCCAGACUCUAUUUCCUCAACGAACAGUUACAGAAAAUGGUCCAAGAGUUACCCAGAAAGUACCAGCAGCGCAUACCCAAUGAACUUCUGUGCGAACUUACUGAAUGUCUGUUGGACAAAACGCUGUAUUCAAUCGUCAAGGAACUGACAGAUAUUCAGCAUGUUACAGAGAAACAAAUGUUUCAAAAACGAUUAGAAAUGAUCAAUAAACAUUCCGUCGUCAUACAAAAACUACUGAAGUCGGAUAUAGUCCAGCCAGGCAAGACCGAAAUGAGACUAAAAUUGCAAGCAGAGCACAGAAGAAACUUGAGAGAAUUCGAUAAGAGGAUAGUGACUGAACUUGACGAAAAGCGACGAGAGCAACAGAAUACAUUGCACAUGGCUGGUGUACCAGGAUUUGAUGUCACAGAUGAUGCUGGUCGUAUUCAAGUACAGAUACGUUUAUGUGAUUUCAUCAUAAGACUGAGCCUAAUUGACGUUUAAAAAAUAAAAACAAUAUUGCACAGGAAAAAUUUUAAUUUUACUAAAAAGAAAAAUAUUGUCCUAAAUCAUUGAUUAAUCCCACUUAAAUAUGCAUAUUUCAAAAUUGUAAUAAAUUAAUAAUUAAGUUAAAAAUAAAUAAAUAAUAAUAAAAAAAAAA